AUGACUGAAUUGGCUAAGUGUUUAAUAUUCCCUUAUUAUAUUGCCAAAGCUUAACCUUUAAAACUUAGAGAUACAGAAAUUUUUGAUUUUUGCUAGAAAGAGCCUUCAUAUGCUAUUAGCAAAGAUUAUGAUCUUUAAGUUAUUAAGAAACUUAGUAAGCAAUUCAGAUGCACAGUAAAUGAUUUGAUAACUAAUAUAUUUUUGGAAGCCUAUUCAUUUUAUUCUUGGGAUUAUAAAACAUACAAACCUUAUAUAUUCAAGAGUUGCAUUGCAAUUAAUUUUAGAAAGCCAUUGAGAUAAAAAGCAGAUAUGACAUUUUUCAACAACUUAAUAGUACCUGAGACUUCAAUGCUAAUGCCUAUGUAUUAUGAAGAUGAUACAACUGACAGAGAUUAGUUAUUUAGAAAACUCAUGUUAAAAAAUCAAGCAAUAUUUACUUAAUUAAAAAACAAUACUGAUUAUAGGGCUAUAUUAUUUGGCUCUUAAGUUAUGAGUUACUUUUUGCCUACUCCUAUGAUACCUAAGAUAUCACCUGCUAUCCUGGAACCUUCUAGAAGAACUUUCUCUAACAUAUGUGGGCCAGCUAAGCCUUAUUAAAUCGGUGGUGUCUACACUAAAAGAAUGCAUUUCAGAGAUAGCAUCAUAGGACGAAAUGCAUCAGUUAACUAUUUCUCUCAUAACGGAAUAUUCAGAGUAAGCAUGUAUGUAAAUCAAAUAGACUAUGAUGUGAAAAAGCAGAUAGAAAUAUUUGAAAAAUAAUUAGAUUAUUGGAUUGAUAAGUAUUGCGAGCAGAUUUAUUGA
Messenger RNA from Stylonychia lemnae, 801 nucleotides. Lineage: Eukaryota; Ciliophora; Spirotrichea; Sporadotrichida; Oxytrichidae. The record is from the annotation of a GenBank genome assembly.